AUGUUACACGAAAGUCGUGGACAUAAAGAAGUCCGAGACAAUGCAUCCAAUUUUAUUGAUUCUACGCAAGAUAAACCUGAAAUGAAAUGUUUGGAUCGUGAACUCAGAAAAUCUUUGGUCGACAGUAGAUUCCACUUUCUCUUUGAAAAAAUUUCUCUGCACUUUAAGAUUGAUAAGAGCUAUGUUUUGGAAUGUAUACUGGAUGGUGAACAAUCUGAAAAAUCAGAUGUUAAUGAAAGGAUUGGUGUUUUCUCGCGUUCACUGGUCCCAGUUAGACCACGUGUUGUUGUAUCUACAGUGGCUGAUGCACAUGCACUCGGUUCGUGUGCUGUCUUCACAAAAGUCAAUGCAGAACCUCAAAUAACAGCUGAGAACAUUUCGAAAGAAGUGAAUUUUCUGACAACAGACUUAGCCAAAGACUUUUUGAAUGCGUUUGGAAACCUGCUCGAUUCUUUAAUGUUACCACAACUUCAAGCAAUUCCGAACAAAGUAUUCGUGGAGAAGACAGUUCCAAUAGACGUACAAAAGUUGGAUUUAGUUGAAUACACAAAAAAAUUUGUGAAAAUUCUCAAGGAAACAUCGGAAUUCUUGGAAAACAGAUUUCACUUUAAAUCUUUUCAAAAUAAAUCAUUUGAAAAAAUCCAGUCAACACUUGACACUAAAAGAAUAUCAUCUGUAGUCAAUCCUGACAUGCUGAAGGAACUAGAAAUCUAUGCUGAGACUUGGAUUAAUCAACUAGAACAAGUAAUGGUUAUUGCUGAUCAAAUCAGAAAAGAAGCUGAUAACACCGGCCCCCGAGUAGAGUUAGAAUAUUGGCGAAGACGAAUGAUCACAUUCAAUACAAUCUUCGAAGAAAUGAAUAAACAUAACUGUAAAAUUGUAUUUGGCAUACUUUCAACCUUCAAUUGUCCAUUAGUCAAAAGAUGGCUUAAACUAGAAUCCCAAGUAAUGGAUUACACAAAUGAAGCUAAAAAUAACCUAAAAUUUUUAAGUACACUAGAAGAAUAUUGUGAACCAUUGUACAGAUGUGAUCCAGUCGGAAUGUUGGACAGUAUACCGAAACUUGUGACAAUGAUUCGUCUAGUUUAUGAGAUAUCUACAUUUUAUAAUACACAAGAAAAAAUCACUUCACUAUUUGUCAAGGUCACUAAUCAAAUGAUAUUUGCAUGUAAAGCAUAUGUUACUAAUAAUUAUCAAAGUACAAUUUGGACAGAGGAAACAGAAAUCAUUUUGAAAAAGAUUAUAGAUUGCUGUAAUUUACAUCAAGUUUAUAAGAAUUCAUUUCAACGAAUCAAAACAGAAUUAGCUGCUAAACCGAAUUCAAAACAAUUUGAUUUAUCUGAAAUACAUAUAUUUGGUAAAUAUGAUUUAUUCUGUCAAAGAUUGGGUGAAAUUAAUGACAUAUUCCAAAUGAUCUCAUCGUAUUCUUGUUUACUAGUGUCAAAAAUUGAAAAAUUAGAUCCACUUAUUGAGAUGUACAAUUUCGCUGUAAAUAAACUACGAAAUAGUGAAUUUGACUUUUUGGACCAACGAAAAACCGAAGUCGAUGACUGUAUCAUGGAGUUUAAAAAGAAAAUGAGUGAUAUACGGACUAGUUUAAGAUCCCUACUCGAUACAGAAAUGAACAGGCAUCAUGAUCUACAAAGAAGUUUACGUAUUAUUGGACAGUUUGAAAAAUUAGACUUACCAAACUUGGGUGUAGAUGAAGCACAUAUAAAAUCAUUGCAUCGUUUUUCUCAGCUUAUAGAGCAUGUUGGUAAAGAAUACAGUAAAUUUAAAGCUUCACCACCAAUUGGUCGUGAUAUACCUCCAAUAGCAGGUAAAAUUUCCUGGGCAAAAGAGUUAUAUCGAAGAAUUGAAAGUCCAAUGCUUAUGCUUACCGAUAAAAUCAAAUUGAUGCGAUCAAAGGAAGGCAAAGAAAUUACUAAAAAGUAUAAUAAGUUAGCUGAAGUUUUGAUCACCUACGAAAUGGUUCAUUACCGUAAUUGGAUUAACCAGAUAUCCUUUGCAAAAGUUGGUUUACGUGAUCCUUUACUUUAUCAAGAUGAAGGGACUAAUCGUAUUAUUGUUGCACUUGACCCAGAAAUUUUAGUUGUCUAUCGAGAAAUAGAAUUAUUAUCGAAAUGGGGAUUAGAUAUACCUGAAAUUGCUGUGGAAUUAAGUCAAAAAGAAACCCAAUUAAAAUUACAUUAUAAUAAAUUGAAAUCAAUGUUGACCAGUAUAAAUGAAAUAGAAGUUAAUCUAGAUCCAAUGUUUAUCAAAUUAAUGCGAGCACAGUUCGCACAUUUGCAAAAUUUAUUAAAACCUGGUUUAUCUUUAUUGAACUGGACAAGUCUUGGAAUCAACCAUUUCAUUGGUGAUGUAACCAGUUAUAUAAAUCAGUUGAAGUUACUCAGUGAACGUGCAAAUGAUCUGAAAAAAUACCGAAUAGAACAAAUUUUAAACGAAAUAUCUAAUAUAACCUUAUGCGAACUAAGUGAUUCAGAACCGUGGACCAUAGAUUAUUUCUUAGAACAUACCAAUUAUCUGUGUAGUAAAGCUGGGGAUAUCUUGCAAAUCAAAAGUCAAGUUAUUCAGGAUUCAGUGCAUGAAUUGAUUGACAUGCUUUGCGGUGCGUAUCGAUUACAGUUGAUGCAGGAAGAGGAAAAGGACGAAAGAAACAUAACUUGUAUGAAAGGAUCUGGAAAAUCAACACUGUCUUCACAAAAGUCAAUAUACCCAGAGAGUGCAGUUUCAAGGACAACAGGUACAAAAAGUGCAAGAGAAUGUCGUAAACGAUUAGUUGAAGAUGCUGCACUCAGGGUAUUAGAGCAUUUUCAUCAGAGAACUGUGGAUACUUUAACUAAAUUAAUUCGUAAUACUUUGGAUAAUCUUCGUAAAUGUUUAACUUUGCCUUCAAUUUUAGCCUAUGAUAGUGUGAAUUCAGAUGGAUCAGUUCAACUUUAUUUUUCAUGCCAUGCACAGUUAUCCAUACCAUCAAUUAUACUACAUCCGUCUCUUGAUGAUUUUCAGAAAGCGUUGAAUACUGCUACACAUUUAAUUAUAUCUGUUUCUCGUCACAUUUCAGUGUGGGAUUUAAGGCUACGUAAUCCAUAUGGCUUAAAAGAGCAUUCUGAAAUUGAAGAAAGCUUUUCAUCAAUUGAAGAAGUUAAAAAGUCAAGUCAAACAGACAGUUCAACGCAUUCGGGUAAUGAAUUGACUAGAGAAAUAACUGUAUCAUCUGGGACUAACGAACUAAUAACCUAUACAACAGAUGAGCGCUUCAGUGUUGCAGAUGAUGAAUAUGAAAAUAAAGGUGAUGAAAAUUACUUUAAUAAAAUUUCUCAAAAUAAGGAGAUAAAUAAACUAAGGGGUAUGCUUACAAAUGCUUUCUCAUCGAUUCAACAGAGUGCAAAAUCCUCACUUCGGCAUUUUGAUCAAUAUAAAUCUUUAUGGGAGAAAUCUAAAACGGAAGAAUUCGACAAAUUCAUGUCAAAUAAUCCAUCGGUGACUGAUUUUGAAGAAAUUAUUCAACAGUUUUAUGAGAAAGAUCAAUUAAUUUCGAAUGAGCCUGAUGUAUGUGAUUGCAGUCCAUUAGCAAUUUACACCAACCACUUAAAAGAUGGAUUACUUGCAGAAACAAGAAAUUGGCGCUUAGAAUACGGGAGAUUAUGCAGCUCAAAAUUUAAAACUCAAGUUGAAUCCUUGUUUGCAACGAUCGAAAAAUAUGAAAAAAUCUUAUCAAGACCCAUCAAUGAUUUAGAUGAUAUAAGAAUACUGAUGAAUGCAUUGAAGGAUUUACGUGAAAUGGAAGCAAAUGUUGACUUACAACUUGGACCUAUUGAAGAAUCCUAUUCUUUACUGGCUAAACAUUCAAUUCCAGUUGAUAAAGAAGAAACUGAUAAAGCAGAUACUUUGCGCUAUGAAUGGGAAAAAUUAUGUAAACAAAUGCUAGAAGUACAAAAUCAGUUAGUUGACGUUCAACCAGAAUUUCGCAAUAAUUUAUUAGAAAAUAUAACAACGUUUAAUGAAAAUUGUUCAACAUUCUACGACGAUUAUGAUAAAGUUGGACCAAUGGUUAGAGGCAUACCACCCCGAGAAGCAUCUGAUCGUCUUAUUAUAUUUCAAAAUCGUUUUGAUAAUCUUUAUCGCAGUUAUAUCACGUAUAGUGCAGGUGAACAGCUUUUUGGACUGCCGAUUACAGAACAUACUCGGUUAGAUGACAUUAGAAAACAAUUAAACCUUCUACAAAAACUUUACUUAUUAUAUAACAGUGUUUUGAACAAAACAGCUGGCUAUUAUGACAUACCGUGGUCCGAUGUUAAAAUCGAUGUGAUUUCUCAAGAACUGCAAGACUUCGAAAAUCGCUGCCUCAAGUUACCAAAAGCUUUACGUGAAUAUCCGGCAUACGAUGAUUUGAGGCAAACGUUGGCUAAUUUUGACCAGAUCAUCCCAUUGUUAGAGUUAAUGACUAAUCCAGCUAUGCGUGAGAGACAUUGGAAACACUUGGCUACCUUAACUGGACGGUCAUUCAAUGUUGACGACAGUGAAUUUACUUUGCGAAAUAUACUUGAAGCUCCUUUACUUAAACACUAUGACGACGUUGAAGAUAUUUGUAUAUCAGCUAUUAAAGAGCAAGAUAUUGAGCGAAAACUAAUUAAUUUAAAAUCUGAAUGGAGUGCACAAGAAUUUGAAUUUGUUCAAUUUAAACACCGUGGUGAAUUGUUGCUACGAGGUGACCACACUUUGGAAUUGAUUAGUUUAAUGGAGGACUCAUUGAUGGCCCUUGCCUCUCUUUUAAGUAAUCGCUACAAUGCACCAUUCCGCAAAGAUAUACAAAAUUUCAUCUCACGUUUGUCAAAUUCCAACGAAAUUAUUGAACAGUGGUUGGCAGUACAAAAUUUAUGGAUUUAUCUUGAAGCAGUUUUUAUUGGUGGUGAUAUAGCACGUCAACUUCCACAAGAAGCUAAACGCUUCGCGAAUGUAGAUAAAUCAUGGUGUCGCAUUAUGCAAAGAGCUCAUGAGACAACGCAUGUUUUAACAUGCUGUAUUGGUGAUGAAAUGCUUAGCCAUCUAUUACCACAUCUAAUGGAACAGUUAGAAUUAUGUCAGAAAAGUUUGACUGGAUGUUAUAUUACACUUGCACAAGCGAUUGGUAUGUCUAUGGGUGGUUCACCAGCUGGACCGGCAGGAACUGGCAAAACGGAAACAGUGAAAGACAUGGGUAGAUGCUUAGGAAAAUACGUAAUUGUAUCAAAUUGUUCUGACCAGAUGGAUUUUCGUGGUUUAGGCAGAAUAUUCAAAGGUUUAGCACAAUCUGGUUCUUGGGGGUGCUUUGAUGAAUUUAAUCGUAUCGAACUACCUGUGUUAUCAGUAGCCGCUCAACAGAUUGCUAUCAUAUUAACAUGUAAAAAGGAGCGUAAACCUCAGUUUGUGUUUACGGAUGGUGAAAUUAUAACUAUGAAUCCACAAUUUGGAAUAUUCUUGACCAUGAAUCCUGGUUAUGCUGGACGACAGGAAUUGCCUGAAAAUUUGAAAAUCAACUUUCGAACAGUAGCAAUGAUGGUGCCUGAUAGACAAAUCAUUAUACGUGUUAAACUUGCAUCAUGUGGCUUCAUUGAAAAUAUUAUAUCAGCACAAAAGUUUUAUACGUUAUAUAAAUUGUGUGAAGAACAGUUGAGUAAACAGAUUCAUUAUGACUUUGGGCUACGAAAUAUUCUUUCCGUGUUGCGUACACUAGGUGCAGUAAAGCGUGCCAAUCCAAAUGAUACGGAAUUCGAAACAGUAAUGCGUGUAUUGCGUGAUAUGAAUCUCAGUAAAUUAGUCGGACCUGAUGAACCUCUGUUUUUAUCGCUACUUGAUGACCUAUUCCCUGGUAUUUCAUUAGAUAAAGGUGGCUAUCCAGAUCUUGAAAAAGCUAUAAAACAAAAUCUAGCAGAAUCACAUUUAAUUAGUCACCCACCAUGGUUUCUUAAAGUUAUACAAUUGUAUGAAACUCAACGUGUUCGUCAUGGUAUGAUGACAUUAGGACCUUCAGGUACUGGUAAAUCUUGUUGUAUUCAAGCUUUGAUGAAGGCAAUGACUGAGUGCUUUGAACCACAUCGUGAAAUGCGUAUGAAUCCGAAAGCGAUUACAGCUUCACAAAUGUUUGGACGUUUAGAUGUUGCUACAAAUGAUUGGACAGAUGGCAUAUUUUCCACGCUAUGGAGAAGAACAUUGAAAGCCAAGAAGGGUGAACAUAUCUGGCUUAUAUUAGAUGGUCCAGUUGAUGCAUUAUGGAUUGAAAAUUUGAACUCGGUUCUUGAUGACAGUAAACUUUUAACACUGGCUAAUGGUGAUCGUAUUCCAAUGGCACCAUGUUGUAAGAUUAUUUUUGAAGUGGAUAAUGUUGACAAUGCGUCACCAGCAACUGUUUCAAGAAACGGUAUGGUAUACAUUAGUACAACUACAUUACCUUGGUUGCCAAUACUACAAGGAUGGUUAAUGUCACGUGGAAAAAGUGAAGCUGACCAGUUGUUGCAAUUAUUUACGGCAUCGUUUGAAAGUGUGUACCAAUAUGCAACUAGGCAUUUGAACUUUAAGAUGAGUGUUUUAGAAGCAUUUGUCAUUCGUCAAGCUUGCGAUAUCCUGAGUGGAAUAUUACCUAAGCCAGAAGAAAAGGAUUCUCCAUCGAUAACAUUCAAGUAUAUGGAACGUAUAUACAUAUUUGCAUUGAUGUGGAGUAUUGGUGCUUUUCUUGAAGGUGAUGAUCGUGCUAAAUUCGAGACAUAUUUACGGAAACAUGAAACUGUAAAAUUUGACCUACCAGAAAUCUCUACAGAAUCACACUCCACAAUAUUUGAUUACUUAGUAAAUGAUCUAGGUGAGUGGAUUCAUUGGGAUACAAAAGUUGAUGAAUUUCUAUAUCCAACGGAUCAUACACCAGAAUAUUCCUCGUUACUUGUACCGAAUGUUGACAAUGUGAGGACAGAAUUUCUUAUAGAUUUAAUUUCCAAACAACAAAAAUGUGUACUGUUAAUUGGUGAACAAGGUACAGCUAAAACUGUGAUACUCAAUAAAUAUUUAAGUAGUCAGAAUCCUGAAUUUCAUAUAUUCAAAACCUUGAACUUUUCAAGUGUUACGACACCGUUGUUAUUUCAACGUGCAAUAGAAAGUUUUGUCGAUAAACGGAUGGGAAGCACGUAUGGUCCACCAGCUGGUAGAAAAAUGACAGUUUUCAUCGACGACAUCAGUAUGCCGUUGAUAAAUGAAUGGGGUGAUCAGGUAACAAACGAAAUUGUCCGCCAAUUGAUUGAAAUGAAAGGGUUUUACAAUCUAGAAAAACCAGGGGAUUUUACAUCAAUUGUUGAUGUUCAAUUCUUAGCAGCCAUGAUACAUCCAGGCUCCGGUCGAAACGAUAUACCACAUAGACUAAAACGACAUUUUUGCAUUUUCAAUUGCACCUUGCCAAGUAACACAUCUAUCGACAAAAUAUUUGGUGCAAUAGCUCAAGGACAUUAUUGUCCUGAAAGAGGAUUCACAGAUUCUGCAGUAACCGAAACAGUCAAGCUUCUUGUCCCGUUAACACGGAUUUUAUGGCAAAAAAUUAAAAAUAAAAUGUUGCCAACACCAGCUAAAUUCCAUUAUAUUUUUAAUCUACGUGAUCUUAGUCGCAUAUGGCAAGGAAUGAUUGGUACAGUACCUGAAGUGAUCAACAAUACAGAACGAUUAAUGAUGUUAUGGCGUCAUGAAUGCUCACGCGUAUUAGCAGACAGAUUUGUAUCAGCAGAUGACCACCAGUGGUUUCAUAUGACAACUAAGCGUUUAGUUAAAGAAGAACUUGGGAUGGAAUAUAUGACUGCAAUUGAAGGCGAUCCAUCAUACUUCGUUAAUUUUCUUCGUGAUCCACCUGAACCAACCGGUGAUGAACCUGAAGAUUAUAUCGUUGAAGUACCAAGGAUUUAUGAACCAAUCGAAUCAUUUCAACAAUUAACUUCACGUUUGGAGAUGUUUUUACAUCAGUAUAAUGAAUCUGUCCGUGGUGCAAGAAUGAAUCUAGUACUUUUUCGGGAUACAUUAACACAAAUUGUGAGAAUAUCUCGAAUUAUAUAUAUGCCUCGAGGUAAUGCUCUGCUGGUUGGUGUCGGUGGGUCUGGGAAACAGUCAUUUACAAAACUUGCGUCUUACAUCGCGGGUUAUCAAACUUUUCAGAUUACAUUGACAAGGUCCUAUAAUACUACAAAUUUAAUGGAAGAUUUGAAAUUCCUAUAUCGUACAGCAGGUCAAAAAGGACGUGGUAUCACAUUUAUCUUUACCGAUCAAGAGAUUAAAGAUGAAGCUUUUCUAGAAUACUUAAAUAAUGUUCUUUCCUCUGGUAUUAUGUCGAACCUCUUUACACGUGAUGAAACGGAUGAAAUUCUACAAGAUUUAAUCCCUUUUAUGAAAAAAGAGCAUCCACGUUUAACACCAACUAAUGAAAAUCUAAAUGAUUAUUUCCUCAGUAGAACGCGAAAGAAUCUCCAUGUUGUUCUGUGUUUCUCCCCAGUUGGUGAGAAGUUUCGUAUUAGAUCAUUAAAAUUCCCUGGAUUAUUAUCGGGAUGUACAACUAACUGGUUUCAUCGUUGGCCAAAAGAAGCUUUAAUCUCUGUAGCUAAUCAUUAUUUGAUUGAUUUCCCGAUUGUCUGUAAACAACAGACAAAAACUGCUUUAAUCAAUACGAUGGGUAUAGUACAUGAUGGGAUAGCUGAAGCGUGCAUAGAAUAUUUCUCAAGAUAUAGACGACAAACUCACGUCACACCAAAAUCUUAUCUAUCAUUUUUAUGCAGUUAUAAAUCAGUAUAUUCGCAACAACAUAACCAUUAUGCGAACUUAGCCCAACGCAUGGAUGGUGGUUUACAAAAACUAGUUGAGGCUCAAGAGAGUGUUGCUCAGUUGAGUAAAGAGUUGGCCGUGAAAGAAAAAGAUCUUGAUAUUGCUAAUAAAGAAGCUGAAGAAGUACUUCGGACAGUCACUGUUCAACAAAAUGCAGCAACUGAAGUAAGAAACAAAGUGCAAGUUGUUAAAGAUAAAGCUCAAGCUAUAGUUGAUGACAUUGAUCGUGAAAAGGUUUUAGCGGAAGCGAAAUUAGAAGCAGCUAAACCAGCCCUACAAGAAGCUGAAGAUGCAUUGAACACUAUAAAACCAGGUGAUAUUGCUACAGUUAGAAGAUUAGGAAAACCACCACACCUAAUUAUGCGUAUCAUGGAUUGUGUGUUGCUUUUGUUUCAACGUCAUCUUGAACCAUAUCAACCUGAUCCAGAACGGACCUGUCCGAAGCCUAAUUGGAGUGAAUCUUUAAAACUGAUGACAAAUACUGGUUUCUUGUCAAUGCUGAUGUCCUUUCCAAAAGAUACUAUUAACGGCGAAACUGUUGAAUUGUUGGAACCAUAUUUAAAUAUGGAAGAUUAUACACUAGAAGUCGGUAAAAAAGUUUGUGGUAACGUCGCUGGUUUGUUAUCAUGGACAAAAGCAAUGGCUUACUUUUAUACAAUCAAUAAAGACGUGUUACCAAUGAAAGAUAACUUAAUAAAACAAGAAGCUAGAUUAGCUAAAGCUAUGCUUGACUUGAAUGAUGCUCAAGCAAUACUUGAUGAAAAAGAACUUGAGUUAGCUAAAGUUCAAGCAGUUUAUGAAGAAGCAUUACGUAAGAAAAAUACACUACUUGAGGAUGCUGAACUGUGUCGACGUAAAAUGACCGCCGCUUCAAAACUUAUCGGGAGUUUAGGAGAUGAACAAACACGCUGGACAGAACAGAGUCAGGCAUUUAAAGAAAAUGUCGAAUGUCUUGUUGGUGAUGUACUUGUUGCAACUGGAUUUCUUUCUUACUGCGGUCCAUUCAAUCAAGAGUUUAGACAAAUGUUAUACCAGUCAUGGCAGAGAAUGUUAAGACAAUAUAAUAUACCAGGAUCUACAAUAGUUAACUUAAUUUCCAUGUUAACUCGACCAACUCAACUUGGCGAAUGGAAAAUUCAAGGUUUACCCAGUGAUGAAUUGUCCGUACAAAACGGUAUCAUUGUUGACCAAGCGAGUCGUUAUCCCUUACUAAUCGAUCCACAAGGGCAAGGAAAAUCAUGGAUAAAAAGUCGUGAGCAAAAGCAUGACUUGAUUAUAACUACGUUGUGGAAUAAGUAUUUCAGACAACACUUAGAAGAUGCUUUGUCAACUGGACGUCCAUUACUGAUUGAAGAUAUCGGCGAAGAUUUAGAUCCAGCAAUGGAUAAUGUACUGGAGAAAAAUUUUAUCAAACAAGGGUCAAUUCAUAAGGUAAAGAUCGCUGACAAAGAAGUUGACGUAUUACCUUGCUUCCGAUUGUAUAUUACAACCAAAUUACCCAAUCCAUCAUUUACACCUGAAAUAUCUGCUAGAACUUCUAUUAUUGAUUUCACAGUCACAAUGAAAGGUCUAGAAGAGCAAUUACUUGGACGUGUUAUACUUAGUGAACGACAUGAACUGGAGGCUCAACGUGUUCAAUUAAUGCUUGAUGUACAAUCGAAUAAAACAAAAAUUAAGGAACUAGAAGAUAAUUUAUUAUCACGUUUAGCAAGUGUACAAGGUUCACUGGUAGAUGAUGUUGAUUUGAUUGACGUAUUAAGUUCUACUAAAUUAACAGCUAGUGAUGUAUCAAGAAAGUUGGAAAUUGCCUCUGAAACUGAAAUGCAGAUAACUAGUGCCAGAGAAGAAUACAGACCGAUCGCAACACGAGGUUCAGUAUUAUACUUUUUAAUUGUUGAAAUGAGCUUGAUCAACUGUAUGUAUCAAACAUCUUUACGUCAAUUUUUAGCGCUAUUCGAUCAGUCAUUAUCAAGAUCUGAAAAAUCUCCAAUUACCACGAAACGCAUUACGAAUGUAAUUGACUACAUGACUUACGAUGUAUGGAGAUAUAUUAUUCGUGGUUUGUAUGAAGUCGACAAAUCGACAUUUUCUCUCUUGUUAGCGUUAAAAAUCGAUAUGCAAGCUGGACGUGUUAGGCAUGAAGAAUUUCAGUGCUUUAUCAAAGGUGGUGCAUCUUUGGAUUUAAACACUGUUAAACCGAAACCGUUUAAAUGGAUUACAGAUAUGACUUGGUUGAAUUUAGUGGCUUUAUCAAGUUUAAAUCAAUUUGCUAGCAUUCUAGAUCAAGUUGUUAGUAAUGAACGUGGUUGGCGUCAGUGGACUGACAAAACUUCGCCUGAGUUAGAAAAUAUUCCUGACGGUUACCAAUCAAAUCUAGAUACUUUCAGACGCCUUCUAAUUAUUCGAGCCUGGUGCCCAGACCGUAUAACGAACCAAGCAAAUAUUUAUGUGGGUGACUGUUUAGGUAGAAAGUUCGCUGAAGGAUUUGUACUUGAUUUAGAUGGUGUCUACCAUGAGUCAACACCCCUUUGGCCAAUAGUUGGAUUACUUAGUACUGGUUCGGACCCCACUACGCAAAUAGAAUUAUUAGCCAAGAAAUACAGGGUUGAUUGUAAAAUAAUUUCUAUGGGCCAAGGUCAGGAAAUUCAUGCUAAACGUUUGGUCAGUAAUUUAUUAACAACAGGAGGAUGGAUACUACUCCAAAAUUGUCAUCUAUCAUUGGCAUAUGUUGCCGAAUUGUUAAGUCAAAUAACUGAAAUUGAACAUAUUCAUCCAGAAUUUCGUUUAUGGGUCACAACUGAAGUACACACUCAAUUUCCAAUUUCAUUUUUGCAAACCUCUAUUAAGUUUACAAAUGAACCACCUCAGGGUAUUAGAGCUGGUAUAAAACGAACAUAUGCAACGUUUACGCAAGACUAUUUAGAUAUUAAUAAUCGACCUCAAUGGAAACCAAUGAUCUACGCAAUAUCCUUCUUACAUACAACAGUACAAGAGAGACGGAAAUUUGGUUCGCUAGGUUGGAAUAUCGCCUAUGAAUUUAAUACAUCUGAUCUAAAUGCAAGUCUACAAUUUGUACAGAAUCACUUGGACGAUAUGGAUCCAAAACUGGGAAUUGAUUGGAAAUGUGUCACAUACAUGCUUGGAGAAAUUCAGUAUGGCGGUCGAGUAAUUGAUGAUUUCGAUAAUCGGCUUUUGAACACCUAUUGCAAAUUGUGGUUCAAUGAAAACUUAUUUAAUUCAGAAUUUGAAUUUGCACCAGGUUAUAAAAUUCCACAUGUGCAGAAAUUAAGUGAAUUUAUUAAUGCUAUUAACGAAAUCCCAUUAUAUGAUUCACCUCAAGCAUUUGGAUUACACGAAAAUGUUAACAUAACAUAUCAGAGUAAAAAGGCUAAAGUUAUUUUGGAUUGUAUAUUAAAUGUCCAACCAAAAGAUGCAAACACUGGCGCAUCAGAAACACGUGAAGAUGUAGUACGUCGUAUGGCUAUGGACAUGCUUGACAAAUUACCACCUAAUUAUAUACAAUUUGAAGUGAAUGAACGUUUGAAUCAAAUGGGUGCACUACAACCAAUGAAUAUUUUUCUACGUCAAGAAUUAAAUAGAAUACAAAAGUUACUCACAAUAAUGCGUGAAAAUCUUGUUGACUUAAAACUGGCUAUUGAUGGUACGAUUGUAAUGAGUGAACAGCUAAGACAAGCACUAGAUUGUAUGUAUGAUGCGAGAAUACCCAAUCAAUGGAAAAAGCUAUCAUGGGAAUCAUCUACAUUAGGAUUUUGGUUUACCGAAUUAAUUGAAAGAAAUCAUCAGUUUUAUGAAUGGUUAUACAAUGGACGCCCGGUAUGUUUUUGGAUGACAGGUUUUUUCAAUCCACAAGGAUUUCUUACAGCAAUCAGACAAGAGGUAACACGUAGCCAUAAAGGUUGGGCAUUGGAUACAGUUACAUUAUGGAAUGACGUAACUAGAUUUAUGAAAGAUGAUAUUCAACGUCCACCGACUGAAGGUGCAUAUAUUCAUGGAUUAUUUUUAGAAGGUGCUGAAUUUGACCAAAAGAAUUUGCGUCUAACUGAAUCGAAACCAAAAAUAUUAUAUCAACCAAUGCCGGUUAUUCAUAUACAGGCUGUGGAUAUAUCUAAGGACAAAGAGAUAUCCAAAGAAAUGCUGAAAAACUUCUAUGUAUGUCCAGUGUAUAAAAAACCAUGUAGAACAAACCUAACCUAUGUUACUUCACUUUAUUUACGUUGUCCGCCUAACAAAUCAGUUGAUCAUUGGGUAUUAAGAGGUGUAGCCUUGUUGUGCGAUAUAAGAUGA
Schistosoma haematobium is the source of this 13134-nucleotide messenger RNA. RefSeq names its product Dynein heavy chain 5, axonemal (gene DNAH5). NCBI's taxonomy places the organism in Eukaryota, Metazoa, Platyhelminthes, Trematoda, Strigeidida, Schistosomatidae. The record is from RefSeq and is a predicted model, not a curated record. Gene Ontology annotation, cellular component: dynein complex. The transcript is spliced from 47 exons. Gene Ontology annotation, molecular function: dynein intermediate chain binding; minus-end-directed microtubule motor activity; ATP binding. Gene Ontology annotation, biological process: microtubule-based movement. The coding region runs from base 1 to 13134 and encodes 4377 amino acids.